Malaclemys terrapin pileata is the source of this 588-nucleotide messenger RNA. It is a transcript of the gene C8H1orf146, whose product is annotated as chromosome 8 C1orf146 homolog. Bases 43 to 588 code for a protein of 181 amino acids. The transcript is spliced from 5 exons. Gene Ontology annotation, cellular component: chromosome. Lineage: Eukaryota; Metazoa; Chordata; Testudines; Emydidae. Gene Ontology annotation, biological process: reciprocal meiotic recombination; synaptonemal complex assembly. The record is from RefSeq and is a predicted model, not a curated record.
UUUUUGGAAAGUUUUACCAGAGAUUUCAUUGCAGAAGUAUUCAUGACCCCUGUGACAAUGGCAGAAAGUAGUGGACAGGAAAAGGCAAGAUGGAUCACAACAGUUAUCAUGAGUUCAGCUCUCCAGAGUCAUGAAGUUUCAGAAUCUCUACAGAGUCAACACCACAGAGUUCGAUAUUCAGAUUCGGUGGAAAAUGGAUCCAUGAUUUUUUCUCUUUCUGGCAUUGCAUUUCUAUUGGCAGACACACAAGACUUAUUUAAGACAGGAGGAGAACUGUUUUUAGGCAGAACUGAGAAGUUCAUAAACAUUCAUCGGAAUAGUUUUUUGCUCUUGUCAGCUGCCUUGCAUGGACCAAAAGAAUGGGAUUUAAUGUUCAGGAUUCAGAAAAGAUUCCUGGGCAGUAAUUUACGAGUAAUUCCAGUUCAUAACACUGCUGAAACUGUUAAACUCAUGCUAACUAUAGCCAAGAUCACCUGCAAACCACACAUAGACAACAUUCGCUACAGAAUGCUAAUGGCAAAAGCCCAGAUCAUAGACCAGAGUCCAGUUUGGAAAAUGCUUCACAAGAUCCAGUUGGAUUGUAACUAA